Molecule: messenger RNA, 366 nt
Organism: Metarhizium robertsii ARSEF 23
Lineage: Eukaryota; Fungi; Ascomycota; Sordariomycetes; Hypocreales; Clavicipitaceae
Product: spherulin-1A
Exons: 1
Coding region: 1-366 (121 amino acids)
Molecular function (GO): protein binding
Source: RefSeq, a predicted model, not a curated record
AUGGAGGCCAGCAUGGGUGGCCAUGAUACUGCGCUCCAGAUCCUUUUGACUUAUGUGCCGGGCGGCCCACGUGAAGCGGUCCAACGGGCCGAUUUGGAAGGCAAUACAGCUUUACAUUUUGCGAGCAGCAAUGGGAAUUUACUCGGACUGCGAACUCUACUCGCAGCCGGAGCCGACGUAGAACGACGGAACAUUUGGAACUGGACUCCUGCUGCAUACAGCGCCACCGUGCAAUCCGAGGUAUAUCUCAAAGGACUGGUGACUGAGGUCGAGAGGCGGCAGCAGCUGAAGAAAGAAAUCGAAGCUACCAGGCACAAGAAAGCCGGGGCAGUGCGCGUCGUCACUGCGGAUAGCGACGAUGAUUAA